AUGGUAGGCAAAACCACCACCAACACCACCAACACCACAUCAUCCUUCCCAGAUAUCCUCGAUGUAAUCAUCGUCGGUGCCGGUCCCUGCGGCCUAGCAGUCGCCGCCAGACUACGAGAAGAAACCCCCUCGGCCAUGUUCACAGACGACGAACACCAACGUUAUCACUGGAUCAACAAACACAGUGGUCGAAUGGCUCUGGUGCAAGCGCAUCGGGGAAAGUUAAAGGGCGUAAAAGCGGAUAAAUGGCAGGGAUACGAUUCUCGUCGUUCGAGACGGGCGUCCUCUUCAGCUUCUUCUUCCUACUCGUCUGCGUCUUCUCCGCCGUCAUUGUCUUCGUCUGUUUCUUCAGACCCGGAAAUAGUUAUGGAAGAGGGAGGUGGCCAAAAUGGUACUUCCACCCUCGUGCUAGAUAGUUCGGGGGAUCAGUGGAUGCAGAGGUGGAAUAGGGCUUUCCGAACGUUGGAGAUCGAGCAGCUUCGCAGUCCGAUGUUCUUCCAUGUGGAUCCGAGAGAUCGGGAUGGCAUGUUGGCGUAUACGCAGGAGUCGAGCAGGGAGAAAGAUCUGUGGGAGAUUUCGGGAUGCGUGGGUAAGGAGUUGAGUAAACAUAAGAAGAAGAAGCAGCGGUCGAGGGCACAGGCUGUUGGAGAGGUUGAAAUCGAUGAAAGAGACCGUAAAGAUUACUUUUCACCUUCGACGGGGCUGUUUGCCGAUUACUGUGGGAGUAUUGUGUCCCGGUAUGGGCUGGACUCGCCCGGAAUGAUCAGGAAGUGUGAGGUGAAUGAUAUAUGCUACGACUACCACCCAGAGUUGUCACCAUCUGACAAGAUUUUUACUGUCACAACGGCCGACGGCACACGAUUCUAUAGUCGCGUGGUGGUGUUGGCUAUUGGGCCGGGGAGGACAAAGAUACUGCCGUUCAAUCUGUCCGGGGACGAGGAGCAAGGUGCUUGUCAUAGCACAGAGAUUCGCACAUUUCCCAGUCCUAAUGUGAAGGCCAAGAUCAAGCAGCGCCAGGAGACGAAUGUGGUGGUCGUUGGAGGAGGGCUGUCGUCAGCGCAGGUCGUGGACAUGGCAAUUCGAAGAGGCGUUACCAAUGUGUGGUUUCUUUUGAGGUCGGAUUUUAAAGUCAAGCACUUCGACCUUGCUUUGAACUGGAUGGGCAAAUUCAAAAACUUCGAGAAGGCAGCUUUCUGGUCCGCAGACACGGACGAGGAACGCCUUGAGAUGAUCAAAGCCGCGCGCAAUGGCGGCAGUAUCACGCCACGGUAUCAGAAGAUCCUGAAGCAACAUGUGGCGUGUCACCGACUUUCUAUACACCCACGGACCGUCAUUUGCGGCAGGGAGUACUGCGCCUCCUCACGCACAUGGCGUCUUACGACAGAUCCCCCGAUCCCCGACCUCCCUCGCAUCGAUUAUAUAUACUUCGCAACAGGCAUGCAGGCAGAUGUGAACGAGCUUCCGCCGCUCCAGCGGAUGAAUCAUGAUUAUCCAAUUGAAACCAAGCAGGGGUUGCCUUGUAUCACCGAUGACCUGAUGUGGCAAUCCGAUGUACCUCUCUUCUUAACGGGCCGGCUGGGGUCCCUUCGUCUGGGUCCGGGUGCGGCCAAUCUCGAGGGAGCAAGGCUGGGGGCAGAGCGAAUCGCGUGGGCAAUGGAGGAGGUAUUGGGUCGAGAAGGAUCAGAGGAUACGGGGUCUGAAAGAUCCAAGCAGUGUUUCUGCGGGUUGGGGAAUCGAUAUGCUGAACUUGCUGACGUAGAUGGGUGAGACAACGAGUGUGAUGAACAUGAGACUAUGCUUUGGGGCUGUAGGCAUAGGCUGUAUGCAUUUCAAAGAAUACAAUGGCUCAUCAUGAUGAAGAUGUGCUGUCUCAGUGUCUCAGAAGCCUUAAUGCUGUAUGUAAAAUGACUAUACUGUAAAUAGCUUACAUACAAGUCCUUCCGUAGAUCACACACAGCACAGCCUAUGAUACCU
Messenger RNA from Aspergillus sclerotioniger CBS 115572, 1974 nucleotides. Its product is annotated as FAD binding domain protein. The coding region runs from base 1 to 1767 and encodes 588 amino acids. The record is from RefSeq and is a predicted model, not a curated record. Lineage: Eukaryota; Fungi; Ascomycota; Eurotiomycetes; Eurotiales; Aspergillaceae. The transcript has 3 exons.